UUUUAAAGCAAUGGUGAGGCGAAAGAGGAGAGGAGCGGAAGAGCAGAUGGAGAGCACGAGAUGGACAGCUCUAACCCUUCCCUUGGUCGCACUUCUUCUUUUCGACGACGCUGCGCUCUCCGCACACUCUGCUGCUUACCGAGGCUCCUCGUGCAACGGAGCUGAUAUCAAUAUUUGCGAAGCAAAGGAGGAAAAAAUGGACUUCCACUAUGCGUCGAUAGCGGAAUGGCAAGCAGAGGACGAGUUCUUGCUUGACUCGGAGACGAACCGGCGGUUUUUACAGCAAGGCCGCGGGAUCGGGUACGGAUCGCUGGACCCGGACCGACAGGUCUGCAACGCGGGCCGGGGCCAGCCCUACCGCAAUUGCUUGCCG
Elaeis guineensis (African oil palm) is the source of this 373-nucleotide messenger RNA. The record is from RefSeq and is a predicted model, not a curated record. NCBI's taxonomy places the organism in Eukaryota, Viridiplantae, Streptophyta, Magnoliopsida, Arecales, Arecaceae.